GGGGGGGGGAGGGUGUUGUGAUUUUUCUGUUUUGACUCUUUAGGGAUUAUGAUUAUCGAGGAAGUGAAGGGUGGUUGUGAGGUGGAGAGAGGGGAAGAGGAGAAAUCGUGCGCUGCAAUUGAUAAUAGCAGCAACUGUGUAGUUGUUAUUGGGUGGGAUGCAAAGAGGGCUUUGAUUGGAGCAGGGGCUCGGGCCUUGUUUUAUCCGACUUUAUUCUAUAAUCUUGUUAGGAACAAGAUUCAGGCUGAGUUCCGCUGGUGGGAUAGGAUCGAUGAGUUUAUAUUGUUAGGCGCCGUUCCUUUCCCUACAGAUGUUCCAUGCCUCAAGGAGCUCGGUGUUCGUGGGGUGAUCACAUUGAAUGAGCCAUAUGAGACCUUGGUUCCAACAUCUCUAUAUCACGCUCACAACAUUGACCAUCUAGUCAUACCUACAAGAGAUUACUGCUUUGCACCAUCCUUCAGCGAUAUUUGCCUUGCUGUGGAUUUCAUUCGUGAGAACGAAUUGCAAGGAUGGACUACAUAUGUCCAUUGUAAGGCUGGUCGGGGGCGGAGCACAACCAUUGUUAUUUGUUACCUGGUGCAACACAAGCAUAUGACACCUGAUGCUGCAUAUGAUUAUGUGAGAUCAAUCAGGCCUAGGGUGCUUCUAGCAUCUGCUCAAUGGCAGGCUGUGCAGGAGUACUAUAAUCUGAAGGUGAGAAGCUGUGCCUCCAUUAACAGAACUGAUCUCGUCCUGAGAACUCCAAGGCCAGCACAUUCACAGGAUGCUGUGGCUUUUGAUGAUGGUUCCGUAGUUCUUGUUACAGAAGAAGAUCUUGAUGGUUAUGAUCCAAAUCUUGAAUCAGGGGCUGUGAGAAGAGAAAUAUGGGCUGAUUUAAGUGUGGUCUAUCGAGUUCGGGUUGCUGGUGAGGCUGCUUUGGCAAGAAUCUCCUGUAUGUGGUUAAGCUGCCAGCCACACCAAAAGAUUUUGGGAAAGCAACUGAGUACCAAGAACAGCCACUCAAUGAGCGCCAAUCAUUUGGGAGGUAUUAGUGUAGAAAUCCAUGUCUAUUAAGAGGCUGCAGAAGUUGCAUAUAAGUUGUUCAGACAAGUUUCUUUCCUCUUCAAACCGUACAUAAAUGAAAAAUAAUGUUUAAUAGUGCCAAAACUCGGUUUUCACUACCCAUUGUAAAUUGAGUUCUCUAUGUUGAAUCAUAAGUGUAAGAAACGACGACAGCCCAUCUAAUAUUUGGUGCUUUCAUAAGUACUUUGUUUCGCA
This is a messenger RNA of Jatropha curcas, 1257 nucleotides long. Its product is annotated as Phosphotyrosine protein phosphatases superfamily protein. The record is from RefSeq and is a predicted model, not a curated record. Gene Ontology annotation, biological process: protein dephosphorylation. NCBI's taxonomy places the organism in Eukaryota, Viridiplantae, Streptophyta, Magnoliopsida, Malpighiales, Euphorbiaceae. Gene Ontology annotation, molecular function: phosphoprotein phosphatase activity.